GCUAGCUAAUCAAUCUACCAGACUACCACAAUGACCAACCCACAUCACUCAAGAAGUGCUCAAGCUGGAAGCAGCCCGGAGUUUAUUAAUCCGCUAGGAAGCAGCCCGGAAAACACUACGAAUGCAAAUGAAGCAAGGGCUGAAACUAGAAGUGCCCAAGAGCAAUUCGACAUAAAUAACUGGCUGCCCAUCACAGCUAACAGGAAUGCAAAAUGGUGGUACUCAGCUUUCCACAAUGUCACGGCUGUUGUUGGUGCAGGAAUACUGGGCUUACCAUAUGCAUUAUCAGGACUUGGCUGGGGCCCUGGAAUUGCAGCCAUAAUCUUGUCCUGGGUGAUCACUUUCUACUCAUUCUGGCAACUGAUAAGACUGCAUGAAAUAGUGCCCGGACAGCGUUUUGAUCGAUACCCAGAACUAGGGCAGCACUGUUUUGGGCCAAAACUAGGGUACUGGAUUAUUAUGCCGCAGCAGGUGACUGUGCAAGUGGCUUCAUCCAUUGUGUAUACAGUUACUGGUGGCAAGUCAUUGAAAAAAUUCUUCGAACUCGUUAUUCCAAGCAUAGGUGGUUUUAGACAAACAUAUUUCAUCCUCUUCUUCACUACUUUGCAAUUAGGGAUCUCCCAAUCUCCCAAUUUCAAUUCUUUGAAAGCAAUUUCUCUCCUCGCUGCAUUCAUGUCCUUUGGUUAUGCAAUGAUAGCGUUUGUGACAUCGACAAUCACGGGUGUGCGUCACCACGAGCAUGUUGAUCAUUCAUUUCGAUCUCAUUCGACACCAAGCAGAGUAUUUGAUAUGUUGAGUGGAUUUGGAACAAUAGCAUUUGCUUUUGCAGGACACAGCGUGGCUUUAGAGAUUCAAGCCACAAUCCCUUCAACUCCAGAGAAACCCUCAAGAAUUGCCAUGUGGAGAGGUGUCGUCGUCGCUUACAGCAUCGUAAUAUUUUGCUAUCUUGCAGUUGCAAUCUCUGGCUUUUGGGCUUUUGGCAAUACUGUAGACGAUGAUGUUCUCCUCUCACUAGAAAAACCUGCUUGGGUCAUCGCAGUUGCAAACCUUAUGGUGUUUUUCCAUGUUAUAGGAAGCUAUCAGGUAUUUUCAAUGCCUGUGUUUGAUGUGAUCGAGUCGUAUUUAGUAAAUAAUUUAACAUUCAAACCAGGACGACAAUUGCGCCUCUUUGCUCGCAGUGCGUACGUACUCGCAGCAGGAUUCAUUGCAGUGUGCAUUCCAUUUUUUGGAGGAUUGUUAGGAUUAUUUGGAGGCUUAGUAUUCUCCUCGACAUCAUAUUACAUGCCUUGCGUUAUGUGGAUUGUCACACAAAAACCAAAAAGAUUUAGUUUACAUUGGUGGGCGUCGUGGUUUUCGAUCGUUGUAGGCGUCCUGCUGGCAAUUUUUUCACCCAUAGGAGGAGCACGUGAGAUUAUUGUACAAGCCAAAAGUUACAAAAUGUUUUCUUAGUGCUCGUACGUUUUAUUUCUUCUUAAUUAGAAUAGAUCGAAUAGAUAGUCUGCAAGAUGUGGUUUACGAGAGAUUUUGUAGUGUGUCGAGAAGUGGGAACAUGUUCGAGUUCACCAAGUGUAAUGAUACAAUUGGUUUGAAACUUGAAAAAAAAAUCUCCAACCAAUUAUAUUAUGACACUUGGUGUACCAGAUUGUGUUCUCGACACCUUAAAAAUUUCUUGUGGUUCACAGAUGGAAAAGUCCGCAUUCUUUUUUUUUGUUUUGUGUUUUUGCAUUCUUGUUUUUGAAUUUUUUGGAAAGCAAGAAUGAAAUGUUGGAACUCAGUUUAAUUGUCAGUUAGAAUUCAUUAAUUUAUUUCC
This is a messenger RNA of Malus domestica (apple), 1810 nucleotides long. RefSeq names its product lysine histidine transporter-like 5. Gene Ontology annotation, cellular component: membrane. Lineage: Eukaryota; Viridiplantae; Streptophyta; Magnoliopsida; Rosales; Rosaceae. The record is from RefSeq and is a predicted model, not a curated record. Gene Ontology annotation, biological process: amino acid transmembrane transport. Gene Ontology annotation, molecular function: amino acid transmembrane transporter activity.